Daldinia vernicosa is the source of this 2335-nucleotide messenger RNA. Its product is annotated as cytochrome P450. Bases 614 to 2230 code for a protein of 538 amino acids. NCBI's taxonomy places the organism in Eukaryota, Fungi, Ascomycota, Sordariomycetes, Xylariales, Hypoxylaceae. The record is from RefSeq and is a predicted model, not a curated record. Gene Ontology annotation, molecular function: monooxygenase activity; heme binding; oxidoreductase activity, acting on paired donors, with incorporation or reduction of molecular oxygen. The transcript has a single exon.
AGCCCGGAUAGCCGGGAACCGGGUUUUCGGCGAUAUGUAUUACUACGCUUACCUAGCGACGGUUAUCCAGAAAACGGGUACGGAUCUAAACCGUAAUAGCGUUAUCGACAGUUGUGCUAUACAUGGCAUAUGCUCCUUGCAACGCCCUAGCAUAGAUGGCUUAUUAGUGCCGUUGGCUCGUGGGUUUUCAGACCUAACGAUGUGUAAAGGUCGAUAAUUGCAAAGAUCGACGUGGCACAAAAUUUACAAAUGCCUAACCCGAGAUUGCGGGCUGAAUAGAUCAAGUUCUGGGAUACUGGAUGACCCUCUGUUCUAAUCUCAGUAAAUCCCUGGAGCCCCAAGACGUGCCUCCGAAUUAGGUGGACCCUCCUCAGACGUUGUCUUACAUAGUACACACCUUUUUCCAGCAUGGCAUCAUCACAUAUUUCGGUGUAUUCCCAUUCGUCUAUCUGUAUACUUAAUAUCACUCUUUGUCGAUCUUAUCAAUCCCGGUCAGGUCAACAUGUCCGCGACCUUACACCAGAGUUGAAUCUCAUAUACUCCAUCUUCUCCUUACGUUUGGCUUCAAGGCCUUUUCCCUUGUUCUACUGUCCUUCCAACAUAACCCUUCAAGAUGUCCAAAGUCACCAUGACUCCGGUCCUGGCGGUGACGGCGGCCGCCUCGUUUUUAUACGCCCGCCACGCUGAACUGCCAAUUGUGUCUACAUUCGCAACGUCGCUGGCUGUUGUGCUUCCUCUCUACGUUGUCGUCUGGCUCAGCUGGAUAUUCCCCUUCUAUGUGUCCGAACUAAGACACGUACCUACUGUGCCGGGCUUCCCUCUCUGGGGUCAGUUCUUUGACAUCAUCACGCAAGAAUGCGGUGUGCCUCAGCGGGAGUGGCAUCAACAGCACGGUUCUAUUGUCAGAUACUUCUUCCCUUUCGGUGCGGAACGCCUUUCUGUUGCCGACGACGAGGCUCUCAAGCAGAUGACUGUCAAGAACCCUUACAACUACCCCAAGCCUGUCCGCGCAAAGCUUUGGAUGGUUCGCAUACUGGGUGAAGGUGUUUUACUCGCCGAGGGCCAGGAGCAUGUGCACCAACGCAAGUCUCUCGCUCCGGGCUUUUCUAUUCAGUCUAUUCGCGCACUCGCCCCGGUCUUCUGGGAGAAGUCGCUUCUCCUAGCCAAGUGCUGGCGUGAGGAAAUGGCCGCCGAGGGGGUCACGACAAAGUCCUUCGAAGUACUCGAGUGGCUCAACAGAACUACACUGGAUAUCAUUGGCAGCGCCGGCUUUGGAUACGAAAUUGGCUCGCUACGUAAUCCCGAGACCCCCAUUCGUGAGGCCUAUCGUCUAGUCUUCGCCUUCGAUAUCGGGUCCCGUAUCAUGCACGGAAUUCAAGCUUUCAUCCCUGCCUCCAAGUACAUCCCUUCCAAGAUGAACCAAGAUAUGCAAACCUCUCGAAGCAUUAUUCUAGACAAAGCUACUGAGAUUAUUACCGAAAAGCAAGCGCAAGCAGAGAACAACACCGGUGGCAAGGAUAUUAUUGCUCUUAUCGCCCGCGAUAACAAGAAGAUGAAGGCCAUGGGAGAGGCUGGUCUUUCUUUUGAAACCAUGCGCGACCAGAUCAUGACUUUCUUGGGUGCUGGCCACGACACUACUGCAACUGGUGUAGCCUGGACUAUUCACUUGCUAUCCACCCACCCCGAAAUCCAGUCUCGCCUCCGCGAAGAGAUCAAAGACUUCAUGCCCUUCCUCUUCGACAAAGAAUCCCGCUUUGACCCCGAAACAAUUGCCAAUGCCGACCCCGACAGGCUCCCUUACCUCGAUAACAUUUGCCGUGAAGCGUUGCGCUUCAUCCCGCCUAUCCCUAUGACAGUGCGACAAUCCCUUGCGGAUGACCAGCUUGGCCCUUACAAGAUCCCUGCCGGUAGCGUUAUUUACGUACUUGCAAAUGCCAUCAAUCGUUUACCGAUGUACUGGGGUCCCAACGCAGACGAGUUCGACCCAGACCGGUGGGAUAACCUACCCAAGACCUUCACUGCCAACGCUUUCAUGACCUUCCUUCAAGGCCCGCGCGGUUGCAUCGGCCGCAAAUUUGCCGAGAUCGAAAUGAAGAUUUUGCUAUGCUGCUUGCUCAGCAUGUACGAAUUCAAGCGUGACUUCGACACGCCCGAUCCUGAAGAGUGGAAGAUGUGGCGAUUAGUACUACGACCAAAGGAGGGCGUCACCGUCAAGGUCACCGCUAUCUAAAUUGUAUGGACAUAUUCUGCCAUUUAUUAUUAUUAACAAUUAAUUCUUAAUUUAUCACGCCGUAUAUAUGGAGAUACUUGGGAAAUUGAGAAGUCGAAAAAAAAC